AUGUGUCAAUGUAUUUAUGUUGAAUUGAAGACAUACACAUUCUGCAACAUCUAUUUACGAAAGAAAAACAUUAAUAUCAUACUUGUACAUUGAAUUACUAUAAGAUUGUGCAACUAUAAGUCUUUUUUCAAAUAUAAACAAAACAUUUUACUGUGUUGUUUGAAUCAUUUGUGAAUUGUUUCCUUUGUUUUGAUAUCAAUGAAAAAACUAUAACUCUAUGUUUUACACACUUCAGCUGACUACAUGUUUCCAAAUAUACUGUUGUUAAUUUAUUCAUAUGAAAAAAAAUUAGAAUUUCUCGACAAUUCAAUCAAUUUUGGUUCAAAUGAAUGCUCAUUUUCAUGUAUUUGAGCACUGGUUCCAUGUGUAUUGUCAUUUGCCUAGGAAAAUCGAUAUUUUCUGGCUGUUUUUGAAAUGAAAAUAUUCGUGUUUGAAUGAAUGGGCAGUGAGUUAUUUGGUACAAUUACCACAGCUUUCCCAACAACCUCAUUUUAGAAAAUGAAUUAAAUAGUAUUCAACACAGUACAUUGCAAUGGUUGACCAAUCUAAUUAUUCAAAACAUCAAGCCGAGGCAGCAUUUACUACACCUAGGUUAACUGUUUCACGGCCAACUAGUCUCUUGGCGAUGACUCCGGAAAAAGAACCAAUAAUUUUUGAUGCAAAUUUGAUCGGUGCACCACCUGAAAUUCAAACAUUAGUUGAACAUAUAAAAAUUGUCGCAGAAAGAUUUUUGUAUCACUGGAAAACGUUUCCAAUUACAAUCCCAAAACCGUUAUCAGCUGUGUGUGGUAAUAACUUAUUUGUAACACCACCGUUUGACGAAUUAGACGCAGUAGCAAUGGAUGGUAAAACCGGAGAACCAAAAAGGCUGUCUUUUCCACAGUUGAAGGCAAUUCAGGAACGAGGGGAGUUCGAAGUACCCAGCCAAAACUUUCCGGGUCAAACACAUCGAUGGCGGCUUUCCAGAGUAUUGCAGAAGGGUUCAUUGCGGGCAAGAGAAACAUUACUUGAAGAUUUGGCAUCAGCGGCGCGACUAAUUUUUAUAAAUGCCAAAGGUCGAUUAUUUGGUCAAUUUUUCUCAAUUGUCGAGAGUUUCAGAGCUCUACUGCAUGGAUUUUUGUUAUUGAUCGAUAUGGUAAUUGGCAUUCCUUCGUUGCUCGCUCAUGAUUUGGAUAAAAAAAUCAAAGAGGAGAGGUGUCGAUAUCUUGUCGCUGAAUUAAUUUGCAGGCCUGAAUACGAAGACUGUAUGGAAUCACUAUGCACUUAUGUUCGAAGUCAACUUCAGAGAGCCACUACGGAGAAAUUCGAUGUAGACAAUGAAAUGGCUGAUCUACCAAUUCCAUACUUAUUUCUCACACCAAGUGGAAUGGAAGUCGACUUGAGAUUAUUCUCACGGAGCACAAUGAAGAAAGCUUUACCUAUUAUUUUGAGCAUAUUGGAACGUGAGCGACGUGGUUGGUUUUUGCACUUCCGAGAACGUGUAAUUUCUGAAUUACGAGACAAAAAAAUGUCAGAUGCUGAGAUUGAGGAUAAGGUAAACGAAGCAGUAAUGCAAGAAUAUUUACAACGUGUUUACAGCGCAGUAUUGAGUCAUCCGGAUUUGGGAAAACUUGGAGAAAAAGUACCACAGUUGCUAGUGCAACAAGCGCAAUCAGUGGUGAUUAUGCAUAAAGCGUAUGAAAAGGUCGAAAAAGACAUAAAGAGAUGUAGCAAUGAAUACGAAAUACGUCUGAUUGAAGAUCAUCCCAUUUUGUCGAAGAUAAAAACUUGGCUUCAAAUGAAGCUGAGAGAUGAAGAAAGGCAAAUGGUUUCUAAAUGCAAAUGGAGAGUUCAUGAGGACGCCUUGUCAAUGUGUCAAAAACAUAAUCUCCAACAAACGUCGUACUUUUUAUCCAGAGAUUUAACGUUUAUGCGAGAACGCGAACCAGUCUUGCUCAACGAAUUACGUCAAGUCAAGGAACCAACACGAUGUUUUCAAUGGCCUUGCCGAAUUUGGCGUCCCAAAUCGUUUAUUAUCCGACGCAAUUUUCAAGGCUUGUCCGAAAUUAUACCGACUGUUAUAUGUCAGCAGGCAUAUACAAGCAUUGUCAUGCCAAGGCAAGAUCCAAGCCAACCGGUUUUUCUCAUUGAAAAAGAAAUCAUUCGAAAGAACAGUACGAGAUGGCCCUUUUGGCGUGUAUUGAAUAUGAUACAACGAAUAUGGUGCUAUACAUGGAAUGUAAUGUAUUUGUUGGGACUCGUUGUUCCUUGGGACAGUCCAUUAUCAGUUCGCGCUUUGUUCUGCAUCAAACCAUACAUUACUUAUGCAGGGUUAGAGCUUUCGCAAAUUAAUGGAACACUUUUCCCGAGAAAAACGAGUGUAACCCAAACUCUUGCAUCGCGAUUAUUGCAUCUAUGGAGGCACGUUUCGAAAGCACGAACGCGUUUCGAAACAGAACCCGAUACAGGUUUUAUCAGUAAAGGUAUGACUCGAGCUAUCAAUCAAACCUGGAACUACUUUUUCAAAGGGUUCAUUGGUACAGCAUUCAUUAUAUUUAUAUAUCCAGUAUUAUGCAUUGCGGCUAGCCUUGUUAGCGUCGUUCUAGCCUUGACAGCACCAUUUUGGAUCCCUAUAAUCGUAAUUUUCCUGCAUUUAUAUAUGAUUUUCAUAUAUGACUUCGAUUGCCCCAAUGAUGAUGAACGAAAUCGGUACUGUAUAUUCUUGGAGGCAAUCGUGUGGAAUAUUGGGAUUCAAGGGUGUUUGCAACCAAUCCUAUGUCUUUUUGUCGGUGGAAUUUUAUGUCCUCUGGCUGCAACAACUAUAUUCAUUGCCGGUAUUGUCCGAUAUUCAUUUCGGUUGGUGUGGGAUUUCAUUAUGUUCCAUUUGUUCAUUGAAAAAUGUGGCCGAGUUCCCAGUAAUGACAGCUUUGCUGUUAAAAGAAUUUCUGGUCCGGGUUUAGCUUUGAACUAUUAUUUCUCCAUCAAAUCUGAACAAGCGCUAGCUUCUUUAGAAGCAAAAAUGGAAUUGGAUGAACUGGAUGCUUUCCAAAAAUUUUCCGAAAAUUUCAUUCUUCAACCACAACGCGAUUUCAAACAGUUCGUAGAAGCCUGUUUCGGUCCAUUUUCAUCUCAUCUCAAUUCCAAGUCCGGGCCAUAUAAAAAUUUGGAAAGAGAAAGUCGUGAUCUACUGUGCUUACUGAAUGAAAAGCUGGAGAAGAGGAGACGUGAACUGCAAAUAAGUUUGCCAGCAAGCGUAAAGAACCGCAUCAGACUUCACUCAAUGGAUCUUAAGAUUUCCAUACAGCACGGAGCUCAUUUAUUGGAAAGGUUUUAUCCAAAGCAUGUUAUUGAUCGUCUUUUAAUAUCUGAAGAUGAGUUUUGGGACUCGAAAAACCUACAAAAUGGGGACUGGGCUGGGUUGGCGAGUCACUUGUAUACGGAAGUUUUCAGCCUAGAUUUUUUAACACCAUUAUGUGAGUCUGACACUAGAUUCCAUCUGGAACCGCAUCCUCAGCUUGACUUAGCACGCUACGUAGAAAUGGUGCAAAGUGCUAGUGAUACAACCGGUAUACAUGGACCUGAUUUACUUGGAAAUGUUUUUGCACCCAGGGGAAAUUUACAAAUCAACUCGCCAUAUUUGGAGGUUUCAGCUUUCAAUCCACGUUCCAAUCUGAUGGCAAUAUUAAAAAAAAAUGACAAAGGAUACGAUUUGUUAAAUCGAUCAACAAUAAAUCAAAUACGUCGGAAGCAGGCAGUACUAGCACUUACGAAUACAAAUGCACUGGCAGGAUAUAAAUGGAUGCACUGGAUGCGAAAACCGAAUAACGAAGUAAUUAUACCGAAAACAAUGUUGAAUCCGUUGCCACUUCCGCAUCCAGUUUGUAUUGCAAUUGAAAUUUACAACCGCGAUAGUGAUGAUCCAAUUCGUUUGGAUGACAAUGUUUCUUGGGAUAUUUUGAGGGCCGUUGAAGAGUGUAACAUUGACAUACAAGCCGUGGACUUUGUGGCUCGGUAUAGAGGAGGUGGAAAAUGUGAAAUGACAUCUACGGAAUCUUCGAUAGAUUCAUUAGAUGGUGAAAAUGACGAAGAUAAUCAGGAGCAGCAAAUAUCAUCUCACGGGUCACAAGAAUGUGUUGGUGGCAAAGAAACUCUUCCAUGUCAUGUUACAACGUCUGAUCAUCUCAACAACGAAAAAUCUUUCAAAUGGACUUUGAGUAAUUGGGGUGCUAUGCAACCGCAACGUAAUAAUUCCGACACGAUCCGAGUGGAUCUUGCAAGUCCUGAAGAUAUAUCACUCGACACGGAUAAUAGCUCUAGAGUAGUGUCUAAUUUCAAUGCUUUUGGGACGACCGUAUAAAAUGUAGAAGCUAACAAAAACUCGUUGCAGCUAACGACACUAAUCGAGCAUUGAAAACUUGAUUGGACUCACUCGAUAAGAAAAUAUUCAUUUUAUAAUAUUAUGAUAAUCGCACAUAAACGUAUUAUUAUAGAAUUUUUAUCAACACAUAUGCUUUUUAAUACCCCAACUAGCUCACAUUGAAAUAAUUAUUAAGAUUCAUUUUACAUUUUUUUUACAUUCAGAAAAUUUUGUCCAGGAUAAAUUUGUCGUAAUGUAAAUGUAAAUAGUUUCGUCGAAAUUUUGUAUUGUCAGGGAAGGGAACCUUCUUUCAAUUGUUCUACUAGUCAGUCACAGGUCGUGUUCAGCGACCUAAGAUAUUGCAAAUACAUCUGCUUUUAAUCAUUUCUAUGCUUCAAGUUCAUCUUUGGUCAAGACUAAAAUCAUAACAUAUGAGGAAUAUUUGUACGAAUCUCAUAUUUUGAAUGUUGAAAAAAUGUUUGUUAUUAAAUAUUCGCAUAGUAUUAAAUAAAA
Molecule: messenger RNA, 4849 nt
Organism: Sitodiplosis mosellana (orange wheat blossom midge)
Lineage: Eukaryota; Metazoa; Arthropoda; Insecta; Diptera; Cecidomyiidae
Exons: 9
Coding region: 533-4336 (1267 amino acids)
Source: RefSeq, a predicted model, not a curated record